AUGGAACAUAGAAGAAACUCAUCAUCAUCAUCAUCAACAUGGUUCCUAUUCACAACUCUUUCUUGUCUUUUUCUUUCAUGUUUCUUAGGAUCUGUUGGAGCUUACAAAAAUUACACAGUGGGAGAUUCUUUAGGCUGGUUUGACAAACUUGAAAAACCUGCGGUUAAUUAUCAGAAAUGGGUUGCCAAAAAACAAUUCAGCUUGGGAGAUUUUCUCAUUUUCAAUACGGACAGUAACCACACUAUUGUUCAAACAUACAAUUUCACAACAUACAAACAAUGUGACUACGAUGAUGCACAAGACAAAGACACACUCCAAUGGUCAUCGGGUUCUCAAUCCAACGGCGAAGUAACUCCACUGACAGUGGCAGUUCCUUUGUUGAAAGAAGGACCAACAUAUUUCUUCUCAAGUGAUUAUGAUGGUGAGCAAUGCAAAAAUGGACAACAUUUCAAAAUAAAUGUGACUCAUGGAUUAGGGUUGCCGAAGAGUCUUCUACCGGAAGAUGACUCUCCGUCGCCUAGUAGUCCAGUUUCCGGUGACGAUGACUCGGCACCGGACACAACUGUUCCUUCCAAUUUCAACAAUCCUAAGGAAGACAAAGAUGAUGAUAAAACAAGUGAUGAGAAAUCUGGUUCUUAUUCAGUGUUGAAGUAUGCACAACUUUACAACAAGUUUUAUGUGUUUCUUGUCUUGUUAGGGGUGUUUUUGUUAUUUUAA
This is a messenger RNA of Vicia faba (fava bean), 717 nucleotides long. The record is from the annotation of a GenBank genome assembly. NCBI's taxonomy places the organism in Eukaryota, Viridiplantae, Streptophyta, Magnoliopsida, Fabales, Fabaceae.